Molecule: messenger RNA, 1244 nt
Organism: Coccomyxa subellipsoidea C-169
Lineage: Eukaryota; Viridiplantae; Chlorophyta; Trebouxiophyceae; Coccomyxaceae
Product: RNA-binding domain-containing protein
Exons: 5
Coding region: 61-693 (210 amino acids)
Molecular function (GO): RNA binding
Source: RefSeq, a predicted model, not a curated record
GUGUAGAGCUGCUGCCUAGUAUAAAUUUCUUGAAUAGAGGGAGAUCUUGAAUUACAGCAAAUGGCUGAGAUCGACUUUCAGGCAGGUGAGCUGGACGGCGUGGAGGGGGGAUCUGGGGUAGGCAGCCACGACGAACAUGCGGACGCCAACGCGGAGCUGGAGGCAAUGAAGGCACGUCUAGCGCAGAUGGAGGCAGAGGCCAAUAAGCUCCGCGAACAGCAGGGCAAGGGCGAAGAUUCUACCCUUGGCCGCACUGAUGGCGCAGAUGCAGCCUUGCGGGAGGAUGCGGACAACAGGUCGGUGUAUGUGGGCCAGGUGGACUACGCAUGUACACCUGAGGAGCUGCAGAUGCACUUCCAGUCCUGUGGAACCGUCAACCGAGUCACCAUCCUGACUGACAAGUUUGGCAAUCCGAAGGGGUAUGCCUACAUUGAGUUCCUGGAGACGGACGCUGUGGCAAACGCGCUGCUGUUGGACAGCAGCGAGCUGCGUGGGCGCGAGUUGAAGGUGCUCCCAAAGCGCACCAAUGUGCCGGGCCUCAAGGUGCGGGGGCGCGGCAGAGGUGGCUUCCGCGGCGGGUUCCGGGGCGGGUUCCGAGGCCGCGGCGGAGGCGGCUACUAUGCUGGUGGUGGCGGUGGAGGUUACGGGUAUGCACCCCGCGGGCGCAGAGGGCGGUUCUACAGUCCGUACUAAAUCAAGACCGCAUGACAAACAACUGUGGGGUACAUCCUGAGCUGUGGACCAUGUGUCGAGACGGAAAGCAGUACAGACAUGUGUUUCAUACAAGGCGUCAAACAAGAUCUUGGCUGCAUGCAACCAUUCGUCUAGAGUCUACUUAAAUUAAGGAUAGCCUUGUUGGUGAUCCCUUUUCACACGUGCUUUUCUUCCAAGGUCUGUCUACCUGCAAAACAGUUGGGAGAGGGGCAGCUCGCCUCCGUGCGCCUGCAAGUGAUAAUACAUGCUCGCUUGUAGCCAUUACAGAGUAAGUUGGGCUCUGUUGUGGCCAUGGUGUGACCAGGGUGAUGAGGUCGCCUUGCAUUAAGGUCACACUUGACAGCUGUCAAGCCGUGUAGGGCGACCGUGGAAGGCUUCCACCUGAUGUCAUUUGAGCUUGCUGCUGUCGCGCAAAUGGAUCCGGCAUGAGACAAACGAUGUAUCUGCGACCUACAGAUGCGGCUUGUGACAAAAGUCAAUCUGGAGCAGUCAAUAAUUUUCUGCGAGCCUGUAAUGGAUGAUGAAUAGCC